GUGGACAUGUCUACCGCUUCCAUUGCCCAGAUGGUGAAGGAGAAUGUUGACUUGGAGAAAACCUUUGGCGUGAGCUCUCAGUUUGCCGAGACCCUGCGUGGAGCAUAUGAAGAGCUGGCAGAUUCAAAUGACCUUGAGUGUCUAACCAUAUGUUGCAUGUGUUGUGUGGACAAUCCGUGUUGCGACGCGAUCCUUGGCAGCAGCUUCUUGGAAUCGCCCCAGCAGCAGUCUAUGGACUUGGAAUCGCCGCAGCAGCAGUCUAUGGGGGACUCGGUGACCCAACCAAGGAGGCCUACAGGUUUCCACAGUUUGCUGGAUCUGUCGGCAGCCACUUCCGAAGACUUCCGUGCCUUCAUGGGCUCAAAGGAAAUGAUCAACCGCGAGAAGUUGGGAUACUUCCUCUUUGGAAGCAAGUUUGGACAGCCGGAAGCUGACCAGCUGAAGGAAUGUGUGGAACAACUGAAGGCCGCUGGACCAGACCUGAUUCACAAAGACCACCCCGAAUUUCAAGAUCUGCUGCAGAAGGCAAAAGGGAAAGACAUGAAGGCCUUUGCCCAACUACUUCGCCUCGUUGGGAGUGCAACUGUCUUGAAGCAUGGUGCUGCUGUGGCGGAGAAAGGUCUUGAUGCUAUGAAGCUGGGCCAAUGUGGCAAGGUCCUUUGCGCAGGAGAUUUGAGCUAUGAGCUCGAUGAGACAGGGCUGCACAAAUGCACUUGGAGUUGCCCUGGUGAUGAGAUGCCAGAUAAAUUCCAAGUUGUUGCAGCCGACUUUCGAGGAGCCGAGAAGAAGAUCAAAAUGACCGUGCAGGAACUCGAGAAUAGCGGCAAGAUGUUCGAAGAAGAUGCUCAGCAGGAUCCGGAGCACUUUGGGAAGUCCAAAAUCUACAAGGCCAUCAAAGGCAUGAACUUCAAGUUCCACAAUGCCUUUUCUGAGGAUCCCUUGAAGCUCUUUCAGAUGAAGGCGCCCACUGACCUUGGCUCUGAGUAUCCCAAUGCAAUGCGCUACCAUGGCAAGUGUCGCAGCAAGGAGUUUGAACUCGCAGCGCGGGUCCUCUUCACCGGCUCCAAUCCUUCUAUCCCAACUGGUGGCAUUGUGAAGGUGGUGCGCUUGCCAGGGAAGACAUGGUUCAAGAAGACUCUCCAGAGCGACGAGGUCGAGGUGAAGUAUUUGGGUGAACAAGUGAUUGUGCAAAGGUCGGAGUUGAAGCGCCAGAAUUUGGGCAGGGUGAAAUUGGAUGAAGACUUGCAGGACUGGAUGAAGAGUACCGGUGAUACGCUGGAGGUUGAUUUGAGCACGCUUGCCAACGACCCCAGCCGCCGGCAGAGCAAGGCCACCUUUUGGUUUCCGCUUGCGCCGCCCAAGACCAAGGUUUCCUUCUUUGGAGCCACGGUGGAUGCAGAGAGUCUGGAACUGAUGUUGGUCUUUGAGAAGAUGACCGGGAGAACUCUCACCAAGUUCAUACCCAGUGAGAAUCCUGAAGAGGAUGUCCGUCUUCAGAUACUUCUUGAUAUUGCCAAGGCGUUGGUUUAUUUACAUUCCUUGCAGCCUGCUGUCGUUCAUGGAGAUUUGAAGGUCGACAACAUCUAUGUGGAGAGCAGAAAGGAUAUGCAUCUCACAAAGUUGGGAGAUUUCGGUUUGGCGCGCCGUGCCACCAAGUCGGUAGCUGGUCGCCUUCUACGCCAGCAGACUCCUACAGUGUCUUGA
Messenger RNA from Cladocopium goreaui, 1704 nucleotides. The record is from the annotation of a GenBank genome assembly. NCBI's taxonomy places the organism in Eukaryota, Dinophyceae, Suessiales, Symbiodiniaceae.